GGAGUACUUGUGUUGGCGGGUGGCGGGCCUGAGGCAGCCCGGGUUGUGCUGAGGGCCACUCGGGAUCCGUUUUCAAGACAGCCUUGGCCUGGACCGUUCCACCCCGGGGCGGUUGAGGUAAGGACCUAAACUGUUUAUUACAAUGGAAGAAAUCAAUAAUUUCAAGACGCCAAGCAAAGUAUCUGAAAAAAAGAAAUCUGCAUUAUGUUCAACUCCAUGUAUAAAUAUUCCUGCUUCUCCAUUUAUGCAGAAGCUUGGCUUUGGCACUGGGGUAAACGUCUACCUUAUGAAAAGAUCUCCCAGAGGUUUGUCUCAUUCUCCUUGGGCUGUGAAAAAGAUUAACCCUAGAUGUAAUGAUCAUUAUCAAAGUAUGUAUCAAAAGAGACUAAUAGAUGAAGCUAAGAUUUUGAAAAACCUCCAUCAUCCAAACAUUGUAGGUUAUCGUGCUUUCACUGAAGCCAGUGAUGGUAGUCUUUGUCUUGCUAUGGAAUAUGGAGGUGAAAAGUCUCUAAAUGACUUAAUAGAAGAACGAAAUAAAGACAGCCAAGAUCCUUUUCCAGCAGCCAUAAUUUUAAAAGUUGCUUUGAACAUGGCGAGAGGGUUAAAGUAUCUACACCAAGAAAAGAAACUGCUUCAUGGAGACAUAAAGUCUUCAAAUGUUGUAAUUAAAGGUGAUUUUGAAACAAUUAAAAUCUGUGAUGUAGGAGUCUCUCUACCACUGGAUGAAAAUAUGACUGUGACUGACCCUGAGGCCUGUUACAUUGGCACUGAGCCUUGGAAACCCAAGGAAGCUUUGGAAGAGAAUGGGAUUAUUACUGACAAGGCAGAUAUAUUUGCCUUUGGCCUGACUCUGUGGGAAAUGAUGACUUUGUCUAUUCCACACAUUAAUCUCCCAGAUGAUGACGAUGAAGAUCAAACUUUUGAUGAAAGUGACUUUGACGAUGAAGCAUACUAUGCAGCUCUGGGGACGAGGCCUCCUGUUAAUAUGGAAGAACUAGAUGAAACGUACCAGAAAGUAAUUGAACUCUUCUCUGUAUGCACCAACGAAGAUCCUAAAGAUCGCCCUUCUGCCGCACACAUCGUGGAAGCUUUGGAAAUAGAUGUCCAGUGAUCCCCUCAUUUUUGUGACUCCUGAGCUUUACGUUGGCUCAUGUAUAUAACUGUUCUGUUUAGUGUAAUACAUUAUAUAGUUACCGUGAUAAGCUGUAAUUACUGUAUUUUUUGAAGUGACCAGCUUUAGGACCAUAGCUCCUAGAACAUUUAAACAAUUAUUUAUAUUUAACAUGUUUACGAUGGUAAGCAUUUGAGAUUGUAGAAGUUUUCUAUUAAGUUUAAGAAACUAGCUACUUAAGUAUAUGAAUUUGUUUGUACAGUUUAAAACACUAGCAAUAACACAAUAUGCUAUAAACUCUAUGUCUAACAAUUUAGAUUGAGUGACCAUUACUUUUAUUAAUGCUCAAAAAUUCUUUAUUUUAAUGGAUCUAUUGAGAUUAGCACUUUGCGCACUACAAAAUAAGUCUGUGUUUGCUUAUUUUUUUUAAACCAUUAAACUUUUUCCUGGCC
Messenger RNA from Lontra canadensis (Northern American river otter), 1563 nucleotides. It is a transcript of the gene PBK, whose product is annotated as PDZ binding kinase. The transcript has 8 exons. The record is from RefSeq and is a predicted model, not a curated record. Gene Ontology annotation, molecular function: ATP binding; protein serine/threonine kinase activity. Lineage: Eukaryota; Metazoa; Chordata; Mammalia; Carnivora; Mustelidae. The coding region runs from base 143 to 1111 and encodes 322 amino acids. Gene Ontology annotation, biological process: protein phosphorylation.